UGGGAGGAAGUUUCCGCUCUUGGUAAAUGGCGAUCAGGUUUUUCUACGUUGAUGUAAUAUUUACACUCUCACUGUGUGACAGGUUCGCCUAAGAAGCAGAUGUAAAUUGAAAUUGAUGUGCUGUGAUCUAUAAUCUAGGCUACAUGCAAUGUGAUCAAGUAUCAGGCCUUUCCACGAUGCCUACUUCGUGGAUUAAGGGUAAGUCUGAUCUUACCGCCCAGAAAGAAUUAACCUUCACAGAACUUCAUACGGAAUGCCGUCUUGCUGCACCAGGCUCUCGACUUUCUUAUUCCAUACGGAGCAAAUUAGAACGAUUUUUACCCCACGAACGAUUUGAAAUAGUAUCUUAUACUCGUGAAGGCUGUGCUCCUCUGUUUAUUGCGAGUAAAAAAGGUAAUGUAGAAAUAGUGGAAUAUCUUAUUGAAGUAUGUGGUGCAAGUGUGGAACAGCGAGGAAUGUAUGAGGUGCCAGACGAUAGAUCCAAACACUACGUAACCCCGUUAUGGUGUGCAUCCGUCGCUGGUAAACUCAGUGUUGUUAAGUGUCUAGUGGAACAUGGUGCCGAUGUUGAUAGUGUUUCUGAUACAGGAUCUACCCCAGUGCGAUCUGCUUGUUUUAUGACUCAUUAUGAAAUUGUUGUGUAUCUAGUGACUAAUGGUGCAAAUAUUUUAAAGCCAAAUUUCAACGGAGGUACAUGUCUUAUCAAUUCUGUGCAAAGUGUUCCGCUGUGUGAAUUCCUCAUUAGGAAAGGAGCCGAUGUCAAUGCUCAAGACAUACAACUCAAAACUGCGCUGCAUUAUGCAAUACAGGAGCACCGCAUUGAUACAGCAAAAUUACUCUUGGAGAAUGGUGCAGAUCCAUUGAUCAAAAGCAGAUAUGGAGAUGAUGCUCUGCAGACUGCAUGCCUCAAAAGUGCCACCCACGUAUUUGAUUAUCUAAUUGACAAUUAUACUUAUUCUAGAGAACGCAUCGCCGAAGCUCACGAGCUGAUGGGAAGCACUUUCCUUGAAGAGCAUCACGAUAUCAGGAAGGCAUUGCAUUAUUGGCGUACAGCGCUCAUGUUGCGGUACGAGAACCCCAUCGAGCGCCUCGAAAAGCCGAAAACCUUUCGUAAAACCGUGUAUCUAUAUGCGACAGAGUUUACCACGAUGGAAGAAUUAGAAAAUUUGGUCCUAGAUCUCGAUCAGAUGCGAAUGCAGUCCUUAAUUAUAUGUGAAAGAAUUUUGGGGCCUUUGCAUCGAGACAUGAUUUUCCGCCUGAUGUAUCGAGGCGCUGCCUACGCGGACAGCCUCCAAUAUUUGAGAUGCAUCGACCUUUGGAAGUAUGCCCUGGAUUUAAGAAUUCAAAAAGACACUUUACUGCACAGUGAAGUAUGCUUUGCGGCUCAGGCACUCGUCAGACUUUUCUUAGAUCUUUACGAAAAGAAUUACAGCGGCGUGCUUCGAGAGAAAGUGGAAUUUCAAGACGUUGUCGAUUCCAUAAGACUGGUGUUCUCUUAUUUUCCCGAAGCCAGGCGACUGAUAGACGCUAAACCUUUAUACAAAAGACAUUUAGAAAAUUUUGACAAAGUGUUAAGGGUUAUGUCUCAUCUUCUGUAUGUUCUACAUGUCAUUCCUAAGACAGAUGAACAGUUAAAUCAAGCUCGUCUUAUAAUUAAUGAAGUCCUGGUGAGUGAUCCGCGCGGUUCUUCGGGUGAAUCUUUAUUGCAUAUGGUCGUAUCCAAGUCCAACGCAAUGAAAUCGACCUCCAUAUUCGACGAUCCCAGUUCAAUUUUCCCUGAUCCCGAUAUUACUGAAAUGUUCCUACAGUGUGGUGCAGAUGUGGAUUGCGUUAAUCAUAAUUUAAGUACGCCUUUGCACGUGGCGUCCCUACCAUUGAAUUUUCAUCCGCAGGUAGUCGAAGUGCUCCUGCGUUACGGAGCUCACAUAGAUCGUAGGAAUAGCAGCGGUCACCAUCCACAUCAGUUGCUACAGAGUAUACCAGAGUGUGGUGUAAAUCAUUUGAAUUAUAUCUCUUUAAAGUGUUUAGCAGCACGUAAGGUGAUGGAAAAACAAAUUCACUUUUUAGGCGAAGUUCCUGUAGGUUUAGAAGAAUUUAUUAGGAUCCAUUAAUGAAUUUUAAUAGUGGCUCAAGUUUUUUAAUUUUGAGAGUAUAUAUGUAUAGAUUUUUUUAAGUACAAAUUAUAGAGGAUAUAUAUUAUGUGUACAUAAAAAAAAAUUAUUGAAAGUGUUCAGUAUUGUUUUAGGAAGAUUACUAAACUUAUGGAGGAAAAAAAAAAUGAUGUGUUUUCGUACUAAAAGCAAUAGGGUUGUUCCACCAUUUACAGAUGUCAUAUUUGCAGAAAAAUGGUGAAGAAAUUUUUUUCCUCUUAACAGAACAGGUUCUCUUUCUUAAAAAAAGAAGAAAAAAUUAUCAGCUCUAAAAAUUUUUCAGAAAAAAGUCUUUUGAACAAGUUUAUAAUAGCUACUCUAAUUUUUAGAGCUGACUUUUCAAAUUAAAACCUGAAUGUUACUGGCAUAAAUGCUACACAACAUAGUCUUCGAUUUGCAACACCUAUUUUUUUUCCAAAAUUUUUUAAAAAGUGAUAUAGUGUUAAUAAAAAUUAAUGUAAGACACCAAAACUUAUUUUCACAAAAAUCAUUAGAAAUCCUCAAAUUUUUUUUUAUGAGUUAUAAUUUUUUAAAAUCUGCAAGGAUGACCUUCCUUAAUGGUGGACUUACCCAAUAGUAGUUUAAAAUGUUUCAUAAUUUUGCUUUGUUGUCAUUUUUUUAGUGAUGCUCUGUUAUACUCAAUAUUUUCAACCAGUCAUUGACAACAGCCUAUCUUAAUAUUUAAUGGUUAUAAUAAAUAUUUUUUUGUGAUGUUAUCAGAUACUGAGCAUCAUUGAGAAGUUAAUACAGCAAUAUUUUUAGCGCUGAAGAAAUAAUAGUGAUAACAAUUUUAGUGGUGAAUUCUUUAUAAUAGGUCUAGAUCUAGAAAUAAAUAAAAUUGCAAACUUCUCCUUUUUGUUUAUAAUUAUGAUCAAAUAUGUAAAUGUUUGCAUAUACUCUUUCUCCAUAAAUCAUUUCUGUUAUUUGGUUAUAAUUAUCAGUUCAUGGUAAUGUUUACUUGAUCAUUUCGCAAGGGUUGUUAAAGAGUAAGAAUUUUAAAAUUGAAUUGCAUAAUUUGUUUCUUAUUGUUCCUAGUUCUGAAUUUUUAUAGUUUUUGUUCGAAGUUCCUUAAAUGAGUUGAACAACACACAGAAAAAGACAAGGAAAUAAAUUGAAGCUAUUUUAUUUUAACAAAAGAAAAGUUUCAGUGGUUUUAUUGCUAUUUUUUGAUUUGAACAAAAUGUUUUGUUUUACUUUUCUAUUCCAAAUAUAUGGUAUAUUUUAGUUAAUUAUAUAUUUACUUAUAUCUACAAUGCAUGCUUUGUUUUUUUUUUUGUUGAAAAAUUAUGUCUUUUAAUGAAUUAUAUCGAGAAUUCUGGCUAAGAAAUUGUGCUACCCAGGGUGUGAAAAGUAAUUAUUUAUAUGAAUACAGAAGUUUAAAAUGGAGAGCUAGGUAUAGUAUGCUCAUAUGGUAUCAUAAAUGGAGACAACCCACUUUGAAAUAUGAAAGGUUAAGAUAUUUAAUCAAAUUUACAUCAUGUUGAUUUCUAGCUCUUUUGUAGAUUAAAAAAGUAAUUUUUUUUCCUUGUUAAUUUUUUUUUAACUCAAUUUUGAGUGAGGCAUACAUUAAAAUGUUUAAAAAAAAUUUAAUGUAAAGAAUUUUUCUCUAAAAAUCAUGAACUGAAAUGUAAACAAAAAUUUGACUUAAUUAUUAUUAAAGUUUUAAGAAAAGAUUAAUUUUUGUAUGCAAGGUAAAUUAUUCUAAGCAUUUUUUAUGAUAAUAUAUUUUUUUAUUAAUUCCUAUCAUUUGAAGUAAUGGAUUAUUCACCGAUGUUUAUAUUCUAAUAAUCUUAUUAUUAUGGGGUUAAUUUAACUGUUCCUAAUUAUUUUAUCAGCAUAUAGUAUAAUGAAACUGAUAUUUUUUUAUAAAUUGCAUAUUAAUAGAUAUUUCUUAAUGUAGCUAAAAUCUAAAAUGAAUAAAUAAUUAAUAGUCAUAAGUAUAAAUAAAAUUUUAAUUAAGAUUAUUUUGUAUAUAUAUAUAUAUGUGUGUCUGUGUGUUCAAUUAAAAAUUCACUGAUAAAUCAAAAUAGCUUUUUUACUUGUUCAGUUCCUAUUUGGUGCUUUGAUUUUCUUGUUGUUUUUCUUAUGCAAGCUUUAUUUUACUAAGAAUUAAUAACUUUAUCUAGGCACAUUUUUUGCUGCACAGACUUCAGUUCAAAUUGUUUUGGUACACUUAAUAAAGAACACUCUUAUAAAACUUAUCUAUUAAAAUUAAUUAAAUAAAUUGACUUUGCUUAAUUGUUUUACUUAAACUACCAUCUGCUGCCUUUUUAGCCAAAAAAAAAAUCUUAAUUAUUUUAAAUUAAUGAAUUUUGUUUAAAAGUAUAGAACCUGUGGGUUAUCUUAUGUCUUUUUUCUCAUUUAUAUUAUAGUAUGUUUCAUGUUAUUCAUUGCUUUAUAUGCAUAGGGCCCCUAGAUUUAAGGAAUGAAGGAAAUUAAAUUUUGUCUUUAAGUGUGAUUUGAUUAUUUGAAGUAAAAAUCUGCUGCAUGUAAUUUGUAUUGCUUAACACUCAAAGCUUUAGUCUGGGCUUAUUCUGAGUUUUUAGCUAUGAAAAAACUGGUUUUUUGGCAGGAAAGAAAACAUUGAAUGAAAGUAUAUUUGUUGACAUUUCAAAAGCUGAGUCAGUUAAGUGACACUAAUUCUAAAUUUACUUCUUUUUGUGACUGUAGAAAUUUUUACUUUUUUUUAAAAAAAAAUUCUUAAUACAAUUAAUCUGCAAAUACAUUUCAUUCUGAAUAUUAAAAAUUGAAACUAGAUUUAGUAUUUUAACUUUGCUCUUACUUUUUUAAAGUAUGUGGUGGUUAUCUGUUGCAAAGACAAUUUGUUUUAGAAUAGAAAACAUGUUUUGUAUGUUACAAUAAGUCAUAAGCAAGAGCUAUUGUUUUAAGGAGGUUUUAAAAUUAAUGUAUGCAUGUUAAAAUGUGUCAAAAGAUUUUAUGUAUUUUAGUAAGAGUAUGAUAAUUUUAUUUAUUUAACAUAAAUUAAAGCUAUGAUUGUGAUGUUUGCAAAAGUGAAUGAAGAUAAUUUAAAAAUAUCUUGCAUUUUUUAAUUUUACAUCUUUCGUAGAAGAAAAGAAGGAAAUGUGUACAUUUUUACAAAAAAUCAUUGCAGUCAUGGCCUUAAUUAUGGGUAUUAAUCAUUCAAACUUUUAUUUAAUUUCAAAGAGGGACUUAUUUACUUACUAAUUUUUGGAGUGCCAUAUCAUAAUUAUAUUAUUUGAACUAUUUCAUAGAUAGUAUAUAUUAUAUUUGAAGAGUUUUUUUUAUUUCUAUUUCAGAUGAAAUGAGAUAAUUAUUUUGAUUUAUUUAUAAUAGAAUUAUUUUCUUGUAUUUAGAAUAGGCACCUUAUAAGUUAUUUUUAUCAAGCAUUACUUAAGGAUGAAAUAUAUUUUUUACAGGUUAGAUAUAGUUUAUAAAGCUUCAAAAAAAAGUUUUUUUUUUAUUUUUUAAAUCUAGUGU
This is a messenger RNA of Parasteatoda tepidariorum (common house spider), 5609 nucleotides long. It is a transcript of the gene m-cup, whose product is annotated as ankyrin repeat protein mann-cup. Gene Ontology annotation, molecular function: protein binding. The record is from RefSeq and is a predicted model, not a curated record. NCBI's taxonomy places the organism in Eukaryota, Metazoa, Arthropoda, Arachnida, Araneae, Theridiidae.